AUGUCUGUAUCUAAUUUAUCAUGGUUGAAGAAGAAGUCCCAGUCGGUGGAUAUUACUGCUCCAGGGUUCAACCCUCUGGCCGGUGCAGGAAAGCAGAUGCCACAAGUCAGUAAGGCCCCCGCACCCAAGACACCCAUCAUUGAAGAGGAACAGAACACAGCCAACACCGCCAACACAGCCAACACCCCGAAGCACCCUUCCCGCAGGAGUGAGCUGAAGAGGUUCUACACGAUUGAUACUGGCCAAAAGAAGAGCCUAGACAAGAAAGAUGGGAGACGAAUGUCUUUUCAGAAACCUAAAGGGACUAUUGAGUAUACUGUUGAAUCAAGGGAUUCCUUGAAUAGUAUAGCUCUGAAAUUUGAUACAACACCAAACGAACUUGUCCAGUUAAAUAAAUUAUUCUCCCGAGCAGUUGUUACUGGACAGGUUUUAUAUGUUCCUGAUCCUGAUUAUGUUUCCAGUGUGGAGAGCUCUCCAUCACUAAGCCCCAUAAGUCCCCUGUCACCAACAUCAUCUGAGGCUGAAUUUGAUAAGGCCAUUAAUCCUGAUGAAGUGCACCCGAAAGAAACAACUCCCUCGUCUACAUUUACUGGUAUUCGACCUGCACGAGUUGUAUCUUCAACUUCUGAAGAGGAAGAAGCAUUUACUGAGAAGUUUCUAAAAAUUAACUGCAAAUAUAUUACCAGAGGCAAGGGCACAGUCAGUGGUGUGCUCCUAAUUACACCAAAUAAUAUAAUGUUUGAUCCACAUAAAUCUGACCCCUUGGUUCAAGAGAAUGGCUGUGAGGAAUAUGGGAUCAUGUGUCCAAUGGAAGAGGUGAUGUCAGCUGCAAUGUACACAGAAAUUUUGGAUAGCAAAAUAAAGGAAUCCUUACCCAUAGAAAUGGAUCAGUUAUCAGGAAGGGACUUCUGCCACUUAAAGAAAAUGACAAGAAGUAAUACUGAUGAAACAGACUCAAGAAUCCGAGAUGUGGUUAAUGAUAGUGCCAGCACUGCUCCCAGGAGAAUGGAGGAGUCCCUUUCUGAAGACGUGUUCACAGAAUCAGAACUUUCUCCGGUUCGGGGGGAGCUUGUCUCUUCAGAUGAGCUGCGACAAGGUAAAUCGUCCGGUGCAUCAUCAGAGUCUGUGCAGACUGUCAAUCCGAGUGGAAUAGAAUAUUCGACACUCAUAUCAGAAUCUACUACUCCUUCAGCUACUCCUGAUCAGUUAAAAUCUGAUUCUGGACAUUCUACAAAUGAAGUUGGGGCUCUUUCUCUUAAAACUGAUUUAAGUAAUCUCAAAAUGGCCACUAAAGAAGGAGAUCGGGCAACAGAUAAUGUUCAAGAAAUAUCAGACCCUAAAGAAGGAAGCAUAAAUAUUAAAGGUAAUGCAGACCAGGAUUUUCUUAACGAGACAUCUCUGCACCAAGAAGUGGAUGAAAAAGAAAGUAUGCCUUGUGGGGAAGCAACAGAAUUCAAACAAAAGCAAACUGUCACAGGAGAUCAAGGGAAGGAGCAAAAUCAGGACUCGGAGACAGAGGUGGAAGAGCUCCGGAAGCUCUGGAAAACCCAUACUAUGCAAGAAACUAAACAGCAGAGGGACAAUAUUCAACAGGUAUCACAAAAGGAAGUUAAGCAUAAAAUAGCAACAGUUGAUACAGAAGGUUCUUUACUUUUAAAAGAAAAGAGAAGGCAUCAGUUACAUAAGUUCUUUCGUCUCAGAGUUGGAAAACCAAUGAGGAAAACAUUUGUAUCCCAAGCAAGUGCAACAAUGCAACAGUAUGCACAGAGAGAUAAGAAACAUGAAUAUUGGUUUGCUGUGCCACAAGAAAGGUCAGACCACUUAUAUGCCUUCUUCAUUCAGUGGAGUCCAGAAAUAUAUGCAGAAGAUACUGGUGAAUAUACCAGAGAACCUGGAUUCAUAGUUGUAAAAAAGAUUGAAGAAUCUGAAACAAAUGAGGGUUCAUCUAAUGAAGAAGCAGCCAGAGAAUGGGAGAUUACUACAAGGGAAGACAGCAAUUCAGAGCAGGUUGCUCCAGUGAAGGCAGACCUGGAGUCUGAAUCCUUUAGACCAAACCUAAGUGAUCCCAGUGAACUCUUACAGCCAGAUCAAAUUGAAAAGCUUACCAAGCAUCUUCCACCAAGAACAAUUGGCUAUCCAUGGACUCUUGUUUAUGGAACCGGGAAGCAUGGCACAAGCUUGAAGACUCUUUAUCGGACAAUGUUAGGUUUAGACACCCCAGUUCUGAUGGUGAUUAAAGACAGUGAUGGACAGGUUUUUGGUGCAUUAGCAAGUGAGCCAUUUAAAGUGAGUGAUUGCUUCUAUGGUACUGGAGAGACCUUUGUUUUUACCUUCUGUCCAGACUUUGAGGUCUUUAAGUGGACAGGUGAUAAUAUGUUUUUUAUCAAAGGAGACAUGGAUUCCCUAGCUUUUGGUGGUGGAGGGGGAGAAUUUGCCCUUUGGCUUGAUGGAGAUCUCUACCAUGGAAGAAGCCAUUCCUGUAAAACGUUUGGGAAUAAGACACUUUCUAAGAAGGAAGAUUUCUUCAUCCAAGACAUUGAAAUCUGGGCUUUUGAAUAA
Messenger RNA from Pipistrellus nathusii (Nathusius's pipistrelle), 2559 nucleotides. The record is from the annotation of a GenBank genome assembly. NCBI's taxonomy places the organism in Eukaryota, Metazoa, Chordata, Mammalia, Chiroptera, Vespertilionidae.